Amyelois transitella is the source of this 2547-nucleotide messenger RNA. RefSeq names its product beta carbonic anhydrase 1 (gene CAHbeta). The record is from RefSeq and is a predicted model, not a curated record. Gene Ontology annotation, molecular function: zinc ion binding; carbonate dehydratase activity. NCBI's taxonomy places the organism in Eukaryota, Metazoa, Arthropoda, Insecta, Lepidoptera, Pyralidae. The transcript is spliced from 5 exons. Bases 480 to 1244 code for a protein of 254 amino acids.
CUAUCAUUAAGCCAAGUAGCUGAACGUGGCCUUUCAGUCUUUUCAAGACUGUUGGCUCUGUCUGUCCCCGUAAGGGAUAUAGACGUGAUGAUAUGUAUGUAUGUGAAUAAAAAUAAUUGUUAAAUGUAGAUAUAUUUUGUAGAAAUACCUACAAAAAAUACAUUUAACAAUUAUUAUAUAUAAACUUCGAAAAACGUUAUACGAAUUUAAAAUAAGGACUUAAUCAGGGAAUUCUGAUUAGUCCAAUUGAUUUGAUAUAACUAUCACAAAGAAUCUAUAAGUUCCUCAAUAACAAACACAUGUUACUGUAUGCGGCCGCGCCGUUUCUAUUCAUGUUUCCCGCGAUAAGCUUGCCAUUGAAGGUCAGUGGUGUCAAUCUCGAUCCGAGAGCCCUGGCUACAAGUUUGCUUCUUAGCUCCUAAUAUAACCCUUUUAAGGAUUUACGUAGGUAAUGUGAGUGGCUUGUAAAAUAAAUAAAAAUGGAACGGAUUCUUCGGGGUAUUAUGCGAUACCGCGUUAUAGACCGUGCAAGCAUGGUUAAACAAUUUCAAGAAGUAAAAGACAACCCAACGCCUAAGGCAGUCUUCUACACCUGCAUGGACAGUCGAAUGAUUCCAACAAGAUUUACUGAAACUAGUGUUGGCGAUAUGUUCGUUGUCCGAAAUGCUGGAAACGUGAUACCACAUUCUCAACAUUUUGCAGAUGAAAUGACUAGUUGCGAACCAGCAGCUUUAGAACUAGGUUGCAUUAUUAACGAUAUAAGACAUAUAAUCGUAUGUGGUCAUAGUGAUUGUAAAGCAAUGAAUCUUUUGUAUAAAUUGAAGAGUAAGGAAGAAUCGAGUGUUGAACAAAGAAGAAUUUCGCCUUUAAAAUCAUGGCUUUGUACUCAUGGAGAAUCCAGUCUUAAAAAAUUUCUCGAUAUGAACUAUGACUUUGAAAAACCAAUGGUUUUUAGUGCUGAAACGCCUCAAAGAAAAUUUGUGGCAUAUAUUGAUCCUGACAAUAAAUUUUGCAUAGAAGACAAGUUAUCACAGGUUAACACGCUACAACAACUUCAAAACGUGGCAUCGUACGGAAUGCUAAAAAAAAGAUUAGAAAAACACGAUUUGCAUAUUCAUGCAUUAUGGUUUGAUAUCUACACCGGCGAUAUCUAUUAUUUUAGCAGACGUGCCAAACGAUUUAUAAUUAUAGAUGAAUCCUCCUACGAAGUUAUACUGGCAGAAGUACGACGUUAUUAUUCGUAAAAAGAAUCUGUUUUCUUGUUAAAAAUGUACAUAACUUUACAUAAGUCAGGAGUCAGGAGUGCAAUCUGCAGAAGUACUAGGGCUAUAGGCUAAAUUUUGUGAAGCAUGAUAGGCUAUACUUUGUGAAGCAUUCUUACCAAUGAAGUAGGUAUGUGAAUAAGAGCUAAUUCAAGAGUUCAUUUAAAGAGAAGGAGAACUAUAUUUUCACCCAAAAUCAUUUUCCGAUAUAAGAUGGUCGCUAGGCACCGAUAAUUUCAGCGCGUAGCGCGUUACUGCUGUUCUAUCGUGUUUGUGUAGUGCGAUCGGUUUACACGACGGAGGACACGGGUUCAUUUCCCAGCAAUGGAUACUUUUUAGUUUCUAGUAUUUCUUAUAUUAUUUUUGGAUCUUGAUGUACAAGUAUUUAUUAUAAAAUAAAGUAUCGUUGAGUUAGUAUCUCGUUAUACAAAUUUUAAACUUACUUCGAGGUUUAAUCAGUCUUUUUAAUUUUUCCCGUAUAUAUUCAUUAUUUAUUUAUGGUAUUUCUGAUGUCCACCGAGUACCAGUCACCCUGCUACUUAUAACAUAACAAUCAUUUUGUCAUAUUAGUUGGUAAAACCAGUUGGCAGAACCAGCUCUUGCUUUUAGUAUUGUAGACCGAUUUUUAUUUAAAAAGUAACGCAUUAAUUUAUUAAGAGCCUUUAAAUUAAAUUAAGUAUUUAUUUAUGGAAAAAAAAUAUUAUUGCGAUGUACCGAUUAAUGGCUUUAUUUUGCCAAUGCCUUAUGUGAACAUGCUAUUAUUUUUUAACGUUAUAAAUAUGUAUUUAUUAAGUUAAAAUGUAUAAGUUCAAAUUACUAUUAAUAUUUAUCAUAUAAAAUUUCGUCGAGCGUUAGUUGCGAAAUCGUUCGUACGGAAGGUGGUGUGCUGAAUAACCGCUUUCAAAAAAAGGUGGUUCUCAGUUUGACCUGUAUGUAUGUAUCAAUGUUAUCAUCAAACAUUUCGCAGAACCGAUUUUGAUGCAGUUUUCAGGAAAGUUAGUCAAUUCAUAGACGCUUCCAGUUUAAUUUAAAAGACGCCAUUAAAAUCAUAGCAACUAGUUUAUGAAGCUUUUGAUAGAUAACGCUGCUCAUAUAUAAUAAAAACUAUUUUUGUAAUAAUAUAUUUGUCUGAGCUAAUAUUUAAAUAUAUUUGAUUAUGUUAAAAAAGUAAUCUAGUAAUAUUUAUUCAGCUACCUAAUAUAAUGAACACCUCUAGUGCCGAUGUAAUUAGGGACCAUUACACUUAAAAUAUUUUUUACAAAUAAAGUUUACAGAUCUUUGUUAA